AUGGCAAAAGCUUGGCAAAAGAUGCUCUAUUCCUGCUGCCUCUUGACUGCGUGCCUGACUUAUGUCCUGGCCAAGUCGCAACCGGACAAGCAGGACCGCGUCCACCACGGCCAGGACCUCAGUGACCACCCCCAUGACGACAAGCAGGAUUUCCAGUAUGAUCAUGAUGCCUUCUUGGGCAAAGAGGAGGACAAUACGUUUGAGGAGCUGUUUCAUUUAGAGAGCAAAGAGCGACUAGGGAAGCUUGUCGAUCAGAUUGACCGGGACGGGGAUGGCUUUGUGACUCAGCCUGAGCUGAAGGACUGGAUCAAGCAUGCUGAGGACCGCCACAAUUCUGAGACUAUGGACAAGACCUGGAAAAUGUAUGACAAAAAUAAUGACGGACACAUCGCCUGGGAGGAGUUCAAGAAUGUCACUUACAAUUACUUUGAAGGUGAGGCAUCUGCCGAUGUUGAAAACAAAGAGAGGUACAUGAAGAUGCUGGAGCGGUCCGAGCUGCGAUUCAAGGCUGCUGACAAAGACGGGGACUUGAUCGCUACGAGGGAAGAGUUCAGAGCCUUCCUUCACCCUGAGCAAUUUGACUACAUGAAAGAUUUGAUAGUGUCGGACACCAUGGAGAGCAUGGACAAAGACAAGGAUGGCUUUGUAGGAGUGGACGAAUAUAUUGAAAACAUGUAUUCUCCUGAAUCGGGGGAACCAGAACCCGACUGGGUGAAGGACGCGCGCCAACGGUUCUUCAAUGACUGGGACCUCAAUAAAGAUGGGGAAAUGGAUCGCGAGGAGAUAAGGAGCUGGAUCCACCCACCCGACUAUGAUAAUGCCGAGGAGGAGGCGAAGCUCCUCCUCUUUGAGUCGGACAAGGAUAAGGAUAACAAAAUAACCAAGCAGGAGAUUUUGGACAAUUUGGAAAUGUUUAUGGACAGCCAGGCCACCAAUUAUGGCAAAUAUUUGACAAAGGAACAUGAUGAGUUGUGAUCUGAGGGGGUUGGGAAGGAGGGUGUUCAUUAGAAUACCCUCCCUUAAUUGAGGGGGAAAGAACACUCCAAAAGGGAAUUGUUGUCUUAUUUAUUGGUGGAAGGGCCUGCUUAAGUUAUCCAAGAAGCUACGGUGGCUGGCAUACCUGGGCAGUUGAAGGGAAAGCG
Molecule: messenger RNA, 1142 nt
Organism: Euleptes europaea (tarantolino)
Lineage: Eukaryota; Metazoa; Chordata; Lepidosauria; Squamata; Sphaerodactylidae
Product: calumenin-like
Exons: 6
Coding region: 1-975 (324 amino acids)
Cellular component (GO): endoplasmic reticulum
Molecular function (GO): calcium ion binding
Source: RefSeq, a predicted model, not a curated record